GUGUUUCCACUUUUCUACUUGGUGGCAGGGAAUCAGCUCCGAAUUCUAUCUCUAAAAAGCACCUUGGAUCCCAGUCUUUCAAUGGCUACAAGACAACCAGAAGUGCCUGCCCUUGGGCCCAAUGGGCCUCUAGGCAAGAUGUCCCUGCCAAUCGGGAUGUGCCGCCGGGCGUUCAGCUAUGACGAAGCCCUGGAAGAGCCCGCGCCCAUGACCCCUCCCCCGUCGGACAUGGGCAGCAUCCCCUGGAAGCCAGUGAUCCCCGAGCGCAAGUACCAGCUUCUCGCCAAGGAAGAGGGAGACGCCAGUGUGUCCCCCACGGCCGAGGCCACUGAGGGUGCCGACAAGGUGCCGGUGGUGAAGGCUAAGGCCACCCAUGUCAUCAUGAAUUCUCUGAUCACAAAACAGACCCAGGAGAACAUCCAGCGUUUUGAGCAACAGGCAGGGCUGAGAGAUGCGGGCUAUACACCACACAAAGGCCUCACCACAGAGGAGACCAAGUACCUCCGCGUGGCAGAGGCGCUCCAUAAACUGAAGCUACAGAGCGGAGACCUAACAAGAGAAGACAAGCAGCCCGCCUCAGCCCAGUCCACCCCGACCAGCACCCCGCAGUCUUCCCCUAAGCACAAGCCCAGAGGCUGGUUUACAUCCUCCAUAGCCUUUCCUGGCCCGAAUCCUAGCACCAUGGAUCCCGGAAGUGGGGAUAAGGACAGAAACAUGGCGGAUAAGUGGAGUUUCUUUGGACCAAGGCCCCUGCAGAAGUCUGAUUCCGGAGGUUUCACCCUCCAGGCCUACAAAGGGGCGCAGAAGCCCACCCCCAUGGAGCUGAUCCGUGCGCAGGCCACCCGAUCGGCCGACGAGCCACCCACCUUCCAGCCCCCCAAGAUGGAUGCCCCCGUGACAGAAGGGAAAAAGCCACCGCCACCUCCACGGACCCACACUCUCAAACCCCGAGACUUCAACGUGCUCACACCCACUGGCUUUUAGCGCACACCCUUGUCCCUGGAAUUCUGUCCUCUUGGUUAUGGCCUAGGAGUGGUAUCUUCUGACUGCACCUGCUCAGCUGCAGCUAGACAUAUGCAGUGAUUUUCUUUCGAGCAAACCAGUAGCUUUGGUCGUUCUGUCCCGAUGGCAACUGUGGUGUUUGGGGCUCUCGCCCUGUGUGGUUCUGUAGCUCGAGCCACAGGUUUUUGACCCUCGCUUACUAGGUGAAUUAGGUGUAGCAAGUCCCCAACCCAACUCUUGAGUCUUUCAAUCAACACGACCAAUGGCAUCCACGGCCUACCUGAUUGGUUAGGGGCCCAGGGUCCUGUUUUGAGAUCUGGGCAGUGAACACGACCCCCACUUUCUAGGCUGGAACUAGAGGUGACUUGUCUGUUUUUGGUUUUUUAAAUCAACGCUAGUGGAAUCAUGACUCACUGCAGCGAGGUUCUUUUUGUUCCUUUCUAACAAGCAGAAGCCUUUGGAUGUCAUUUGGAGAAAAUGGAGAACUACGUCCGUCUUGCUAAGUGGAUACUCAUGUUUUCUUUCUUGGGGGUCGGGGGGCGAGGCUGGAAAUUUGAUCAGGGUCUCGUGCAUGUUCAAACGCUUCAUCUAGGGGCUGGAAGUUUUGAGUAGAUGGACCCAUUAAUCUGACCUCAUUUUGAUUUCUUUUUCCAGGCUUG
Messenger RNA from Dipodomys ordii (Ord's kangaroo rat), 1661 nucleotides. Its product is annotated as KIAA1191 ortholog. Bases 82 to 984 code for a protein of 300 amino acids. The transcript has 7 exons. Gene Ontology annotation, cellular component: cytoplasm. Lineage: Eukaryota; Metazoa; Chordata; Mammalia; Rodentia; Heteromyidae. The record is from RefSeq and is a predicted model, not a curated record.